AUGUGCUUAUCAUUAUCUCCAGUUUCAAAAUACGUGGAACCGCGGUUGACAUUACCGGCAGAGUUGCGUGGCCAUACUGCAUGGGUGCACUCUGUUGCGGUCUCCGCGGAUGGCUCACGGAUUGCCUCAGGUUCCUGGGACCAGACGAUUCGGAUCUGGAAUGCAUAUACAGGCGAAGCGAUAGUCGAGCCACUCACAGGCCACACGGAUGAAGUUCUCUCCGUUGCAUUCUCCCCCCACGGAAAACUCCUAGCUUCGGGCUCAGUCGACCAUUCCGUUCGCCUAUGGGACACCGAGACCGGGCAACAGGUGGGGCAGCCGUUACUCGGCCAUUCGGAUACGGUGCGGUCCGUGGCAUUCUCCCCCAAUGGCGAGCGCAUCGUCUCGGGCUCCUCCGACGGCACACUCAAAAUCUGGGACGUGAACACAAGGCAGUCCAUCGGCGAAUCCACCGUCGACUCCGAGGUGAACUCUGUCGCCUUCUCACCCGACGGCAAGCACAUCGUCUCCGGAUCGGAUGAUGGAAAGGUCCGCAUUUGGGACGCGGAGACGCACAGGACGAUCCGAGAGCCGCCGGAAGGUCACGGUUACCCGGUUUUGGCAGUGGCAUACUCACCCGAUGGCAAACGCAUCGUCUCGGGUUUGCUCGACGACUCAAUCCGAGUCUGGGACGCGCAGACGGGAGAGACGGUUUUGGGUCCCUUGCGAGGGCACACCGAUCCGGUUUACUCUGUAGCAUUCUCGCCGGAUGCCAUCGGGAGGCGCAUCGUCUCUGGCUCGGAUGAUGGUACGAUCCGGAUAUGGGAUGCGCAGACGAGAAGGACUGUGGUGGGGCCGUGGCAGGCGCAUGGAGGAUGGUCGGUGAACUCUGUCGCCUUCUCACCCGACGGCAAGCACAUCGUCUCCGGAUCGGAUGAUGGAAAGGUCCGCAUUUGGGACGCGGAGACGCACAGGACGAUCCGAGAGCCGCCGGAAGGUCACGGUUACCCGGUUUUGGCAGUGGCAUACUCACCCGAUGGCAAACGCAUCGUCUCGGGUUUGCUCGACGACUCAAUCCGAGUCUGGGACGCGCAGACGGGAGAGACGGUUUUGGGUCCCUUGCGAGGGCACACCGAUCCGGUUUACUCUGUAGCAUUCUCGCCGGAUGCCAUCGGGAGGCGCAUCGUCUCUGGCUCGGAUGAUGGUACGAUCCGGAUAUGGGAUGCGCAGACGAGAAGGACUGUGGUGGGGCCGUGGCAGGCGCAUGGAGGAUGGUCGGUUGUCCGGUCUGUCGCGUUCAUGCCCGAUGGCAAAUGUGUCGUCUCUGGCGGCGACGACAACCUUGUGAAGGUGUGGGAUGUAGAAGCGAUGGAGGCUAAUGCUUGA
Molecule: messenger RNA, 1365 nt
Organism: Punctularia strigosozonata HHB-11173 SS5
Lineage: Eukaryota; Fungi; Basidiomycota; Agaricomycetes; Corticiales; Punctulariaceae
Product: WD40 repeat-like protein
Exons: 2
Coding region: 1-1365 (454 amino acids)
Molecular function (GO): protein binding
Source: RefSeq, a predicted model, not a curated record